This is a messenger RNA of Mycena indigotica, 1218 nucleotides long. RefSeq lists its product as uncharacterized. The record is from RefSeq and is a predicted model, not a curated record. NCBI's taxonomy places the organism in Eukaryota, Fungi, Basidiomycota, Agaricomycetes, Agaricales, Mycenaceae. Gene Ontology annotation, cellular component: cytoplasm. Gene Ontology annotation, molecular function: glutathione transferase activity; glutathione binding. The transcript has 7 exons. Bases 1 to 1218 code for a protein of 405 amino acids.
AUGGAGAGGGUUGGUGACAACUCGGAGCUAGCUGCCAAUCGCAUUAUCGAGCUGUACACAGACUACGGGAGUGCCGCGGGAGGAGGCCUAGGUAUUGUACAGCACAAGGCCCCAUUUUCGAGAAACACACCAGGGACGGAAAUUUUCUAUGGUGCUGAUACUGGACAGAUUGGCAGAAAUGGCGAAGGGACGCAGAAAGUUUUCUGGAAGUUGCUGAGGAUCGAGAACUUGGAUGUGCUUGCUUCUUCAAGGCUACGAACAUUGUCGGUACAGUAUCGAGACUUGGUAUAUAUCAACAGAAACUUUUUGAGUUUUCUGUGCGCAUUGCUCGCACAAAUCGUGGCAUCACCUGGCAUCACGCAUGUGACACUAACUGACGAUGAGGCGCUCCAUCUACAUGGCGAUGGCGGAUACAACAGGAAUGGAUCCAGAAUGCAACUGACAGAAAGUGGCGAGUAUGACGACCAGACCGAAUAUAUAACUGGAAAAUCAAGGAACCUCUACCCGUCGCCACACCCUACUCAAGGUAUGGUCCUAAAGCUUUAUUUCGCUCCACUACUGGGCCCAAGCGGUGGGGCAUGCACAGUUGCAUUCGUUCUGGCCGAAAAGCAGAUUCCAUUUGAAGCCGUUCCACUCCAAUUCUUGAAGAGGGAGCACAAAAGCGGGGCGCACUUGGCGAAGCAGCCGUUUGGGCAAGUUCCAGUGAUUGACGAUAACGGCUUCAUCCUCUACGAGACACGAGCAAUAUGUCGCUAUCUAGUGGAGAAAUACCCAGAGAAAGGGCCGAGGCUACUGCCUGGACCAAGCCUCGAAGAGCAAGCGCUGUUCGAGCAAGCAGCAUCAGUGGAGUUUGCCAAUUUCUUCUCGGUGUUGAUUGGGAUUCGAACAGAGUUGGUCAUGAAGCCACAACUGGGACUUGACAUAGAUCAAGUAACCCUGGAUCGAUUGCAGGUUCAGCUAGCAGUGAUGCUCCAUUUUUACGAAAAAGUGCUAUCAAAACAAACAUAUCUUGCGGGAAAUGACCUCACACUCGUUGACGUCUUCCAUCUCAUACCAAUUGCUAUAAUUCGCAACCUUGGGCAAGAAAUCAUGACCACCGAUUUCCGCCCGAAUGUCGCCCGAUGGUGGAAUUCACUCACUCGGCGUACUGCCUGGCUUCAAUUAGAAGAAGAGGGAAUCCGGAGCUCGACUAAGGUGUUGUCGGAGCUGAUGCCCUAG